Molecule: messenger RNA, 1353 nt
Organism: Pestalotiopsis fici W106-1
Lineage: Eukaryota; Fungi; Ascomycota; Sordariomycetes; Amphisphaeriales; Sporocadaceae
Exons: 1
Coding region: 1-1353 (450 amino acids)
Source: RefSeq, a predicted model, not a curated record
AUGUACAAGAAAUAUAUUCGCAAAUGGGGUAUUCGGAAAAACCUACGAUCCAUUCAUGUCGUCGACAUUCUUCGAAAGGAUCCCAAUAUCGGGUUCAAUGAAGUUUCGACUCGGUAUACAGGGCUGGUCGAUGCAAAAAGGGUCCAAGUCUAUUUGCACCGUCUUUCCGAAAAGCGGCGACAGCAGAUUGAAAUCGAAGCGGUAGCUCAUGGUGAUGGCGGGCACUUGACUGGGCGCUUGACACCGUCACUCAACGUCGUCACAUUCACGACGACAGCCCCCGAACGGUACCUGCACCAUGUACAAGACUAUAUUAGGGGAACAUUUACAUCCGGAACGUGGUCCAAGCUGUGGGCGCCGAAUUCGACCUCGUAUGCGAGGAAUUUUUACCUAAUCGAUUUGGCGAUAACGGCAAAAAAUGCCUUCAUUCACGGCUAUAGUAGCGAAGCCUUCGGCAUCAUCCAUCUUGCCUUCAGUCAGCUUGGGCCCUGUAUGAGAUCCGAUACAGUCGACAUGCUGGCUUGCAUCCAUUGGGUGGGCUUGAUCUAUUACAGCUUCAGCCCAGAGACUGCCGGUUCUUGGUUCAAGUACAGUAUUGGUUUGUCCAGAAUCAUCUAUGCCUCGGGCCACUAUCCGCAGUAUCAGACGGCUUGGAUCGAGCAACUGGGCGAGAUCGAAAUAGAGCAGUGGAUCCAUGUGUCAGUGCGAGCAAUCGAGUUCAACAUGCGCAACUUGUGCAAGCAUCUCAUCAAUGAUGGAAGACCAAAGUCAGACUUUGUUCCAUUGACAGCAAUGCUGAUAUCGCGUACUCGUGGGAUGGGAGCGGCCGUCAUUCCGCCGGCCGAUUUUGCCAAUGUAGGACGCCUGACGUGGGAGGGGUUUGGUUGCGUAGACCUCGAGGACUCCUGGACCAAGUUUGCGCUCGCCGGCGUCCUCUUCGACGAGGGAAAAUACAGCAAAGCAAAAGGAAUCGCCGAGGAUAUUUUGAAAAUGAACAAGGCCGACAAUCGUCAAGUGGUAGGGCUUUGCUUCCGGAUCCUGUUUUUAAUUGCCAUGAAGACCGGAAACAUGGACGACGCCAUGUUCUGGGCCAGAGAGUCUACCUCAUUUUGGACAACUCAUCUAGACGCCGAGAAUGAGCUGACGAUCGAUGCAAUUUAUGACAUGCAGGAGCUGCUGCGCAGCAGAGGUGACGUCGGUGCAGCAAGAGACUGUCAAAAGCAUAUCAGCACUAUGUUGAACCGAAGAUGCGAGCGCAUACAGCGGGAAAUUCACGGUUACGAUGUUUCGAGCAGCUCCUCUGAGAUGCUAGCCAGCAGUAACAUUGUCGGAAUGUGGAUAACUUGCAGAUGA